This is a messenger RNA of Didymodactylos carnosus, 1715 nucleotides long. Lineage: Eukaryota; Metazoa; Rotifera; Eurotatoria; Philodinida; Philodinidae. The record is from the annotation of a GenBank genome assembly.
UUGCAUAAUUGACUCAAAAUCAAUUCACAAGGUAGCUCUAACUUUCACAAUGUGACUGAACACAUUAAUUCAAAUCGCUCAAAAAUUUGAAUCUGUGAUCGGUUUUAUGCGCUGAAUAUGAUGAGAAUUGAGAUCUUGACCUUUUAGAUAAUUUACUAGAAAGUUUCACCGUUAACGAUGGAUCUUUUGGAAUUUUUCGACUUGCAUUAAGUAGAUCGCAUAAUUUUACUCACAUUGUGAAAGUUAGAGCUACCUUGUGAAUUGAUUUUGAGUCAAUUAUGUAAACUUUCAUUGGCUUUUGUGCGAAGUAACAAAAUGCUUAUUUUUUCUAGAACUUGUGUUCGCUAUGUUUUCUCAAUUUUACUCAAAAUUAAGCAUUGCCACAAAUCUCACAUUGCUUCCAAACAGCAAAAUAAACUAUUCAACUAAACUAACAAUCUACCUUUAAAGAGUAAUGAGGUACAUCACUUUCAGGAUGGAGUUUGAACUUGUUUUCGUCAGUCGCUAUCCCACAUGUUUUAUGAACGAGCGAAACACGUGGUUGUAUCAAACAUUAUUAAUAUUAUUAUUUAACAUUAUUCAAAAAAGCGUUUUCAGCCUUAUAUUUCAAAAUGGAUAGUAGGUCGUUUGACUUUCUCAUGUGCAACUAGCCUUGGGUUCGAUCACUUAGAAAUUUCUCCUUGGUGUAAACUAAAAAUUAACAGAUUUAAUUUUUUCAUAGAGAUCCAGCUGCCAAACGGUUUGGUAUCAUUUUCCUUGGCACUCUUGCCGUGUUGACUGUUGGAACGGGAGUAGGAAUCGGUGUUGGUAAUUUAGCACAUUAUAGAUAUUAUGGGCCAAUCGUCAGUACCCCACAGACAACUGAAGUAAUCAGCGGUAAUGCAACAACACAAAGCAGCGGUGGCGGAGGUGGUACGACCCAAGCUGCAGGUGGAGGUGGAGCCGCAGCUACAACUCAAGCUGCAGGUGGAGGUGGAGCCGCAGCUACAACUCAAGCUGCAGGUGGAGGUGGAGCCGCAGCUACAACUCAAGCUGCAGGUGGCGGUGGAGCCGCAGCUACAACUCAAGCUGCAGGUGGAGGUGGAGGUGGAGCUGUAGCUACAACCCAAGCUGCAGGUGGAGGUGGAGGUGGAGCUGUAGCUACAACUCAAGCUGCAGGUGGAGGUGGAGGUGGAGCUGUAGCUACAACUCAAGCUGCAGCUGGAGGUGGAGGAGGAGCCGCAACUCAAGCUGCAGCAGCCGCAACUCAGGCUGCAGCAGCCGCAACGCAAGCUGCAGCGGCCGCAACGCAGGCUGCAGGUGGAGGUGGCGGUGGAGGCGCAGCCGCAACUCAAGCUGCAGCAGCCGAAACUCAGGCUGCAGCAGCCGCAACGCAAGCUGCAGCGGCCGCAACGCAGGCUGCAGGUGGAGGUGGAGGAGCAGCUGUAACUCAAGCUGCAGCCGGAGGUGGAGCAGCAGCUGGAGGUGGAGGAGCAGCUGUAACUGAAGCUGCAGCUGGAGGUGGAGCAGCAGCUGGAGGUGGAGGAGCAGCUGUAACUGAAGCUGCAGCUGGAGGUGGAGCAGCAGCUGGAGGUGGAGGAGCAGCUGUAACUGAAGCUGCAGCCGGAGGUGGAGCAGCAGCUGGAGGUGGAGGAGCAGCUGUAACUCAAGCUGCAGCCGGAGGUGGAGCAGCAGCUGGAGGUGGGGCUACAGUGCAAGCUGCAGGUGGUGGUUGA